This is a messenger RNA of Raphanus sativus (radish), 834 nucleotides long. RefSeq names its product DNA replication complex GINS protein SLD5. The transcript has 6 exons. Gene Ontology annotation, biological process: double-strand break repair via break-induced replication; DNA-templated DNA replication. The coding region runs from base 108 to 767 and encodes 219 amino acids. Lineage: Eukaryota; Viridiplantae; Streptophyta; Magnoliopsida; Brassicales; Brassicaceae. The record is from RefSeq and is a predicted model, not a curated record. Gene Ontology annotation, cellular component: GINS complex.
UUGCCGCUCGAUUCAGCUUGACAGCAUCUGAAACUGAAACCGAAACUGAAACUUCUCAGAGGAUUCUAGAGAGAGAACCAGCAGAGAGAAAGGGGGAAGGCAAUCUAAUGGCGUCGAAUUCGGAAAUGGGAUCGGCUGAUUUUGAAUCAUUGCUCUCUACCUCAGACGUAGAGCUGUUGAAGAGGGCUUGGCGUAACGAGAAGGCGGCGCCGGAGAUUCUUCCGUACCAAGGUGAUCUUGUCGAAAGAGCCAAAGGGCAGAUUGAAUUAGUGGAAGGGAAUAUUGAAGAUUAUGUGGAAGAUGGUAUCGACCCUUUGGUGGUGUCGCUUUAUCAGAUGGAUUUGGACAGAACCCAGUUUCUGCUGAGAUCCUAUCUUAGGGUUAGGCUUCUCAAGAUAGAGAAGUUUAUGUUCCACAUCCUGAAGUCAGAAGAAGCUGAAAGUCGCCUUUCUGAGCAAGAGAAAGCGUUUGCUAGAAGGUGUGCUGCUGAUUUAACAAAGCAUUUCGAAGAGAGCGUACUGCUUAAGUUGCCGGAGAACUAUCAGACGGUUCAAAAGCAAUCCCUUAUAAGUGAUGAGGAUGAUAUGGUGCCGGAGCCGAAUUUGGACACCUUUGUUGUUUGUAGAAGCAAGAACUCACUCAAACUCAAUCUAUACGAAGAAGGUGAGACGCCCGUGAUUCUGGAUUUGGACCGGGGCGAGCCCAGCUUCGUACGUUACAGGGCUGUAAAAAGAGCAUUCGAAUCUGGGGAAGUUGAGUUGAUCUGAGAGAUCACAAGCUAGAGAGGUUACAAUAUGUAUUUUUCACUAUAAAUCUGUUUCCAUUGCAUAAGCA